AUGACAGCUUCGAGAAAUAAAUUGUAUUUUAUUUUUUACCUAGCCGAGUUUUUAACAAUAAAAUUUAAAUUAGGCAUUUAAUUAAUGUGCAGGUUAUUUACAAUUUUAAAUAAGAAUUCAUUGUGUUCAAAGAAGUUAAAAAUUGAGAACUUUAUAAAAAAAAAUUGUCAAAAAUAAAACACUAAUUUACAAAAGAAAGGAAAAGGAAGGUGGCUUGUUUGGUCUUGUGAGAUUAUUGUGUCGUGAAGAGGACAUUGCAAAACGCAAAUAUAAUUUUUUCAAAAUUGUUGAAAGAAAACAAAAACUUUUUAAAAUCUUAAUAAUAUUAGCAUAUAAUAUAAAUUAAUAGAUAUUAGAGUGCAUUUUUUACUUAUGUUUAUUUCUUAUUUGGCGCAAUUUUAAUUCCAGUGAAUUGUCAAAUAAAAAUUACCAAUGGAGGAUCAAAAUUAAAUGGAAAUAACUUUUAUAUUUUCAAGAAUCCAAAUUUUUUUUUCGUAAAAUUGCUUAUACCGGCCUUUAAUUUUGUAUUGUAGUUUAUUAAUAAAAUAUUUAAUUGAAUUACCAUUUAAUUUUAGUAAAAUACCAUUUUGAAAAGAUACUUGUAAAAUUUUUUCACAGCAAACUUUUUUAAUAGUUGAUCUCUUGUAUAUUUUAACUAUAAAAUUUUAAGACUUGAUAUUAAUUUAUUUUUGUCCGCGUUCCGACAUCUCAAUAAUUUGAUUUAUAAGUUGAUUUUUCGUUCAACUUUGCUUUUUAAUAUUUAAAACUUAACUUGUAAUUGUAAAAGUAUUUAAUUGAGUUUGUAAAACAGAAUUGCGCUAAACUUUUUUGUUAAAUUCCGUCGGUUUGAAUUCUUGCAACUUAAUAUCUAUUUAUUAAAUAAAAAAUUUUGUGAACUCAAAGUGACGAAAAUGUUGUUAUUAAAUUAAUCAAGUUGGAAAAAAAAAUUCUUUAAUUUUUAUUAUUUGAAUGAUAUAAGAGAAAAAUUCGGAAAAUGUAUUCUACUCCACAACGUCAUCCAUCUGCUGGGGGUCCACCACCACAGGGCCCUCUGAAAUUUACUAUAGUGGAUACAUUAGAAAGAAUUAAGGAGGAAUUUAAUUUUUUACAGGCACAGUAUCAUACAUUAAAAUUAGAGUGUGAAAAAUUAGCUAAUGAAAAAACAGAAAUGCAAAGGCAUUACGUUAUGUAUUAUGAAAUGUCAUAUGGCCUUAAUGUAGAAAUGCAUAAACAGACAGAAAUAGCGAAACGUUUGAAUGCUUUAAUAAGUCAAUUGUUACCUUUUUUGGCAGCUGAGCACCAACAACAAGUAUUACAAGCAGUUGAACGUGCUAAACAAGUUACAAUGCCUGAAUUAAAUGCUAUUAUUGGACAGCAUCAACAACAGGGAAUUCAGCAACUUAUACAACAAAUACAUGCUCAACAGAUACCCGGUGGUCCACCACAAGCUAUUCCUGGUCUUAGUGCACUUGGCGGUUCUUUAGGACCAUUCGGUAUGCCACAUGGGCCAGGUUUAUUAAAAGGACCUCAAGAUAUACAUCGUGAAGAUUUAAAACCAUCAUUAGGUGCUGCUUUAGCUGAAGAAAUUCAAAGAAAUUCUGUUUCACCAGCUGAACGAGAAAAAUAUCGAACCAGUAGAUCUCCCUUAGAUAUAGAAGGUGAUAUAAAAAGAAGAAAAGAAGAAAAAUUGGCACACGAAAUAGAUGGCAGUAAAAGUGAUCAAGAAGUGGUUGUUGAUGUUGCUAAUGAAAUGGAAUCACCAUCUCCGCGACCAAAUGGAGAUCAUGCAUCGUUAGAAUCACGAGAUCGUGAUGGAAUUGGUUUAAAUGGUGAUCGAAGUGAUAAAGCUGGUGGAAGUUCAAAACCACCUAGUGAAAGACCUCCUUCAAGAUCUGGAUCUAGUUCAUCACGCUCUACACCUAGCCUUAAGACAAAAGAUCUCGAUAAACCGGGUACUCCUGGUUCAAAAGCCCGUACUCCUACGCCAAAUGCAGUUUCAACACCUAAUACACCAAAGCCAGUAAUGCCCCAAAUGCCAGCAGCUGGUUAUCCAGGAUCACCUUAUCAAAGACCGCCGGAUCCAUAUCAAAGACCGCCACCAGAUCCAGCGUAUGGUAGACCACAAAUGCCAUAUGCUCAUGCAAAUGGUUUACCUAUGACAGCAGCGGCAGUAGCUGCUGCUGGUAUAACCGGAGGAAAACCAGCAUAUUCAUUUCAUAUGAAUGGAGAAGGUACACUUCAACCAGUUCCAUUCCCUCCAGAUGCAUUAGUUGGUGUUGGUAUACCGCGUCAUGCAAGACAAAUUAAUACUCUGUCACAUGGUGAAGUUGUUUGUGCUGUUACAAUUUCAAAUCCAACUAAGUAUGUGUAUACUGGUGGAAAGGGAUGUGUUAAAGUUUGGGAUAUAUCACAACCUGGAAAUAAAAAUCCAGUUAGCCAAUUAGAUUGUCUACAACGAGAUAAUUAUAUACGUUCUGUCAAACUUUUACCUGAUGGUCGAACGUUGAUUGUUGGUGGUGAAGCAUCUAAUUUAUCUAUAUGGGAUUUAGCUAGCCCAACACCAAGAAUUAAGGCUGAAUUAACAUCAUCAGCUCCAGCUUGCUAUGCUCUAGCAAUAAGUCCAGAUUCAAAAGUAUGCUUUUCAUGUUGUAGUGAUGGCAAUAUAGCUGUUUGGGAUUUACACAAUCAAACGUUGGUAAGGCAAUUUCAAGGGCAUACAGAUGGUGCAUCCUGUAUUGAUAUUAGUCCAGAUGGUUGCCGUUUAUGGACUGGUGGUUUAGAUAAUACGGUUAGAUCAUGGGAUUUAAGAGAAGGUCGCCAAUUACAACAGCAUGAUUUUAGUUCACAAAUAUUUUCUUUAGGAUAUUGUCCAACAGGUGAUUGGUUAGCAGUUGGAAUGGAAAAUUCCCAUGUAGAGGUGUUACACGCAACAAAAUCUGAUAAAUAUCAAUUACAUUUGCAUGAAAGUUGCGUUUUAUCAUUGAGAUUUGCAACUUGUGGAAAAUGGUUUGUAUCUACAGGCAAAGAUAACUUAUUAAAUGCAUGGAGAACGCCUUAUGGUGCAAGUAUAUUUCAGUCAAAAGAAACAUCAUCGGUACUCAGUUGUGAUAUAUCAACUGAUGAUAAAUAUAUUGUGACUGGAUCAGGUGAUAAAAAAGCUACCGUUUACGAAGUUAUAUAUUAAGGAGCAUUUACCAAAAUUCUUAUAUAAAAAAAAUAUGAUAUAAUAUAUAUAUAUAUAUAUAUAUAUAUAUAUAUAUAUAUCUUAUAUAAAUGAAAAUAAAUAGAUAAAUGUAAAUGUAAAAAGUGAAAAAAGGAUAAGGAAAUUUACAAUGAAUUGAAUAUAUAUAUAUAUAAAUAAAUAUAAAAUACAAAAUGGUGUGCCCAAACAAAAAUAAAUUAUAAGAAGAACACUUUCACUUACCUUAAUGUAAAAACUAGUAAAUUACAAAUUCUUUUUCUUUAUUUUUGGUUUUUUCUGUUUUGCUUUUUGAAACAUGAACAAAUUUAAUGUAUCCUCUUCACUCUAGACAAAAAUGUAAAUCUUGUGAUUUAAAUUUGAAAUUUUAAAAUACAAAAUCAUUCAGUAAAAGCCACUAUAUUUU
Messenger RNA from Condylostylus longicornis, 3605 nucleotides. It is a transcript of the gene gro, whose product is annotated as protein groucho. Gene Ontology annotation, molecular function: transcription corepressor activity; protein binding. Gene Ontology annotation, cellular component: transcription regulator complex; nucleus. The transcript is spliced from 15 exons. The record is from RefSeq and is a predicted model, not a curated record. NCBI's taxonomy places the organism in Eukaryota, Metazoa, Arthropoda, Insecta, Diptera, Dolichopodidae. The coding region runs from base 995 to 3184 and encodes 729 amino acids. Gene Ontology annotation, biological process: negative regulation of canonical Wnt signaling pathway; regulation of DNA-templated transcription.